Molecule: messenger RNA, 9742 nt
Organism: Leptopilina boulardi
Lineage: Eukaryota; Metazoa; Arthropoda; Insecta; Hymenoptera; Figitidae
Gene: osp
Product: protein outspread
Exons: 17
Coding region: 1176-7913 (2245 amino acids)
Biological process (GO): actin filament organization
Cellular component (GO): actin cytoskeleton
Molecular function (GO): actin filament binding
Source: RefSeq, a predicted model, not a curated record
UCGCGUUCUGCGGUCAUGCGAAUGAGUUGAGCGUUGUUUCUUUUUUUUUUAAUUGUUUUGUUUUUGUUUGAGGGAGAAUUGGAAUUAAAUUACGACAGUUCCAAUACACAGAUGGAUGCGUGCAAGAGCGUUCUGUCAUGGAGUAUCAAAACGUAAAUAAAUUAAAGAAUCCUCGGACAAAUAAUGUGCCGGGUUAUGAUUCAAAAAAUGAGGACGGAUAAUAGCUGCGUGUAAAUUUAAUACUGUUUUAUAGUGGUUGUCUCGUGUUUGUAGUGACUGGUUCUGUGUGAUUGUGACAGGAGAUGGUAAAACUCGCCACGUCUUUCACACAAGAGGACGUUUUUUGUUUUUUUAUUUCUCCACUUAAAUUUUUAGUAGUGUGUAUUUUACACUUUUGUGCUCAAUAGAGAAAAAAUUAGAGGUUAACUGUAUAAAAUUGUAUAUAUGAAUUUUUGAGGUUAUGACAAGUGUUUUCAUCUAUUUACAAUUUGGAACACAUGGUUAAAACAUGUGAAAGGGUUUUGGUUCAAGUGUGAAAUAUAUUGUCACAGUGGAAAGUGAAGUGUAUAAGUGUAAGUGUAUUUUACUGGGAAUGAAGGAAAAUUGAAAAGUGAACGCAAUGACAAUUAUUGAGAUUCUCGCGAGUUCGACGGCACUGGAGUUGAGAGCCUCUUGGAGGUAAAUGAGAAAAUCGAGUCUCUGGACCUAUAUAUAUAUAUGUAUAGAGAUCAGAAGAAAAUAAAGUACGGACUAUAAGGCAAAAGAGGACUAAAAUUACGUGAAACCGAUCGAAGUAUCCGGCGAACUCCAAGAGAGAAACCCUCGUAUCGAGGUUACCUCGUACUUCAAGGUCGAAGUACCGUAAACGUCUCACGUGCCAGUUGGAAAUAAACAACAACGAAACGAACGACAACGACGAACCCUUUCGUGUUGCUUGGAUUUUCUCGCGAUAUCGGCGAAGACAUAUAUAUAUAUAUAUAUAUACACCCAGGGAAUCUUCAAAAGGGGGAGGAAUUCGCUAAAGAAAUCGAAGUGAAAGAGUGGUGCAGGGUGGAAAAAGGGAGAAGAGUGACGACCGGUCAGGGCUAGUGAGCGAUGCCGGUUCGCUAAGGGCCUUUUUUUUUUCUUGGUUUAUUAUUGUUGUUGUUAUUUUAUUUUUGUGACCUCGCACCGAGAUGUCAGGAGGUUCCGCGUGUGGUGGUGCUCGGGGCACUGGCGCCGAGUGCAGGAAGUUCGCGCCAAACAUAUUCAACAAGAGCAAGUGCAGCAGCUGCUUCAAACAGAAAGAGGAGCACAGUGCUGAGGCUCUGGAAUGCAACAGGGCAACAAGGAAGAUCUCCAAGUGCGGGUACCUCUUCGUGGCACCGGGAUGGGACUUCUCAAACCCUCUGAACCGUACAAAGAGAUGGCAACGUCGAUGGUUCGUUCUCUACGACGAUGGGGAAUUGACGUACUCUGUUGACGAACAUCCGGAAACUGUGCCACAGGCAAGAAUCGACAUGACACGUGUCCUGGAAGUUGCUGCAGCCGAGGAUAUCACUGGACAUCCUUAUAGCCUUGCGGUGACCUCUCCAGAAGGCGUGACCUUCGUCAAGGGCACCUGCCGCGAAGAAACGCGUUGGUGGGCUGACGUUCUUCAAGUUUACUCAAGAAACAAGGGUCGUCAUAAAAGGAAUGCAACCUUUCCUGGUGGGCAAAGUACCAUUCUUCAAGUUACGCCGACCAUUCGAAGUAAUACACCAAAUCCACCUCGUCCGAGGUUCAAUAGCACCUCUUGGAUUCAGGAAUCGAGUGGCGCUGAUUUGAUUACUUCCAGUUUUUCUUCAAUUCCUGGAUCAAUUUCAGUUAACAGCACUCAGGCUUUGGUUAAAAAUUCCACGAAUUCUUUACUAUCAAAUACUCUAAAUGGUGGUGCUGAUUCUUCAUGUGAUGGUUCUUCUCUGAGAACAAACGUCUCACCAUUGAGGAAUUCAACUUUGGAAAAUGGCAAUAUUCAUUCUUACGUAUCAUCAUCAACAAAUUCAAUAAAUGGAAAUUCUCCUGUAAUGGCGAACACAACGGUUUCUGUGAACACAUUGACGACGAUUGCUUCCACGACUUCAACGAAUGUUUCUCCUUUGAUAACUGGACCCGAAAAGCCACCAAUUGGUCCAUCGGAGAGCAGAAAUUAUAAGGACCAGCCAGCGAGCAGUGCUUCACCGCCAACGCGAGAUAAACUUCGUGCUGAGGAUAAAGCAAGACGCAGAAUGCAUCAACAGAACGAACGUUGCUCCUCUACUUCAAUCAAUUUUAAUGAAAAAUUAGAUGAUGACGCUUGUCGAAGGAUUCUUUUGGAGCAGGAAAGAGAACGAGAGGGAAAAUUGAGGGAUAUUGCUGCAUCGUUGACACAGCCGAGAGUCAGAAGGAGUAAACAGAGAACUUCUGAACCAACCAGAGAUGUUGUGGAUGCAGUUAAUAAUCAAGACAAAUUAAUUCGAGGUGAUCCUGAUGGUUGUGGUCUCGAUAUUUCUGGUACGCGAUAUUCGCCUACAUCUGAAUUGAGAGUUGAUCUUCCAGCUGAAGAUUUGUUAAAUAUAAAGAAAGGCUGGUUGUUAAAACAAGGGCUCAAUAAGGAAUGGAAUAAACAUUGGUUCGUUCUAAGAGGCUGUGGAUUGAUGUAUUAUCGAGAUCCUAGUGCGGAAGAUAAGGGAAUUAUGGACGGUGUCAUCGAUCUCAAUACUGUAACAGCCGUCACUUCGGUACAAGGAGUUCGAAAUUAUGGCUUUCAAACAGUGACGUGGGACGAUCGUGGCACUACUAUUUUAUCGGCAAUAACCGGAGGUAUCCGAUCAAGUUGGAUGUCAGCCAUUAGACGUGCAGCUAAUCUACCAGAUCCUGAAUCCAAUGUCGAGUCACACGUCUGUCAAGACAACCAACAAGACAUUAAUCCUCAAUCGCCAACUACCUCGAUUACUGAACGAGAGAGAGAUUCAAUUGUCCCCUCAACACCAUUAACACCGCGUUCUGUUUUAUUUUCCUCUGACGAGGAAUAUCGAACAGCAUCCGAGGGUGGAAGACGAGAAUCGGGUGAUUGGUCAGAAAUGCCAGUGUCACCGCCACUCACGAGAAAUGGUGAAUGGUCACUAGCACUAAAAGGAUCAAAUUGGUCUGAUUCGACGAAACAUGAAUGGUCUGAAUUACCACCAUCGCCACCAUUAACGAGAACUGCAUUAUCACGUGUUAAAGCAAGAUCACGUUCAAGUUCAAGAUCAAGAGUCUAUAAACGAAGUAGAAGUUCACCGCCAAGUUCACGACGAAGUACACUCGAUAGUGUACGUUCGGAAGAUUUAAUGAUGGCCUGCUGUGAAUUAGGUGAAGAUGAAGAACAAACAAAUGGCUUAAUUCAAAGUAAUAAUUGUCUACCUAAUAAUAAUGAUAAUAAUCCAUUGAUUGUUGAACUUCUUGAGAAUCAAGUGACAAUGCUGCGUGAUCAGCUCGAUAAAAAUCAAUCACAUCCAAAUACAUUGCUAGUCAUUAUUGAACGUCAGGAGAAUGAAAUUGAAGAUUUAAAAUCACAAUUAAAUCAAGCAAGAACGGAAAUUGUUAAUACUGAAAAGGAAUUGUCAAGAUUGAGACAGCAAAAAAUUGAGGCUAAUAUUAGAGAGAAAGAAAUUGAGGAAUUAUUAAAUAAAAUACAAAGAAUGGAAAAAAUGAGAAAUAAAGAUUUGGAGGAUUUGGAGAAAAUGAAGAAAUUAUAUAAUCGCGAUAAAGAGGUGCUUGAAUGUAAAUUAUUGGAGAGUGAAGUUAUUUUACGUGAAACCACAGAGAGAUGUGAAUUGAUUACAAAUGAACUUUCAUCGAGUCAUAGAACUGUUGAGCGUCUACAAACGGAGAUAACGGCUUUAAGCGAUAGAUUAUCGCAAGGAAUUGAAGAAAACGAAAGACUAUACACAAGAGUACGUGAACUAGAAGGAAAAAAUAGUCUCUCAUCAGUGACAAGAGAACGUGGUAAAAGUUUCGAUUCAUUGAGUGAUUUAACAAAUAUUGAUCUUGAUUUGGAUUUAAAUUCAUUUGACAAAGAACGUGUAAUGGAGGAAUACGAUGAAUUGCGUGGACGUUUUGAAAAGGCAAUAUUAGAAAUUCGUGCAAUGCGUAAAGAAUUACGUGAGGCUCACGCCGCACAAGAUGCCCUUGAACUUGAAGUUUUCGCUUAUAAACAAGAAUCAGGACGUGCCAACGAUACAAAUCAAGCUCAAAUGCAAUUAAUGGCAGCAAGAAUACAAGAUUUAACAAAUAAACUCGCAGGCAGUGAUAAACAAGUAAGAACAUUAAAACAAAAAAUGACCAAAGCUGAAACAAGGGAUAAGAGACGAUCACUUUCAUUAAAGGGACGUGAAUCAUUUCAAAUAUCACAAGAAGUUGAGGAUAAACUUGUUGAUUUGGAGAAUAAAAUUCAUGCUAUUGAACGUGGUAAAAAGGAAACAAAUUCUAAUAUUAAUUUAAAAAAAGAAAAAAGACGCGAGCAUCGUAGUUUAGAUCGUGCGAGAUUACGUAGAAAAUCAUUGGAUAGUGCAACAAAUUCUGAACCAAUGAAAGUUUUAAUACGUCUAAGUACAUUGGAGACAAAAGUUGCGGAAAAUUUAGCAAGUGACGCUGAAAAAGAUUCAAGUGAAUGCAGUGAAAUAAGUGUUGCCUCAUCGACAAGUGAAGUAUCAUUAGAGGUGUUAUCGAGAUUAAAAAAAUUGGAACGUGCCGUGGCAAAAUCAAAACGACGUCUUGAAAAAUGUCUUGGUUCAACGCAAGCCGAAGAGAAGGCAGAAAAAUGUUUAAGAGCUGUUAAUGAUAUUCUUGAUUCAUGCGUUGAAUGUAAAAAAAAUCAAGUAAAUUCACAAAUAACUGAAUCGGUAGGUGUUAUAGUGUCUAGAUUAGAAAUUAUACUUAGAGAUAAAAUGUGUGAAUUAAUGAAAAAAAGGCAAAUACUUGCACAAAAUGGUCAGCUUAACGAUAAGGAGAAAAUGAAAUUAAUUGCCGAGAGAAUUGCAUUUGAAUGUGUAAUAUUGAGACAAAUAAAAUGUGCAAUGUCACGAACAACCGAUAAGAGUAUUGUUUUAGGUGAAUUGGUCGAAACUAGUCAGCUUAUUUCAAAUUUAAAAUCAAAGAUUUAUGGAACUAAGCCCAAAACUUACCAAAAUACAAGUUUUAUUGAUUAUCUCACAAGAAUAUUAGCUAAUAAAUUUUUGCUAAUUAAUGGAACAAAAAGUGAUAGUUGUACUAGUAAUGAAGUAACGGCAGCACAAGCUGAGAGUUUAAAUUUUUUACUACAAAAACAAAAGGAAAUUAAUGAAAUAAUGCAACGAUUUAAGGAUGCAAAAUUAAAAAAUCUUGCUGAGGCAUUGGCAACGGAGACAUUGAGUUUAUCGGAACAGGAGGAAUUGAAUAAUAGUCAAAUUAAUCAAGAGGAUAGAAGGGAGAAAAAAUUAGUUGAGGAUCGAAGAAUACGUGAGGCAUGGGCAUUGGCACAGGAAACAGUGAGUAAAGAACUUGUACAAGCGGAAAUUUCACAUUUUAUAAUGCGUUGCGGACAAUUAUAUGAACAAAAUAUAACAUCUUUCACGGAUACUUGUUUUAUUUUCGAUACAAAUAUUAAUCUUGAAACGUGGGCUGAUAAAGCACAAGCAAAAUUACGCGAAGAAAUGGAAUAUUCAAUUGAAGAAUUAACAGCAAUUUAUGAGGAUUGUUUGAGACGAAUGAAAAUGAAUAAAACAAAAUAUAAUAUGAAAAAUGAAUCAAAAGAAUUAUUAACAGACUAUGCUGAUGUUGUGGCACAAAAAGCGUUAAUUGAUGCAAGAAUAUUUUUACAACAGGAAAAUAAACGACAAAAAAUUACAUUCACAGGAAAAACAUUUGUUUCUAGUCUUAUUCAACAGGAGGAUAUUUUAAUGAAUAUUUUUGAUGUUGAUAAAAUGGAAAAUAAUCCAUUACACGAUGCUGAAUAUAUUUAUUUAUAUCAACAAUUUACAAAAGAAUGUGAGGAGAAAAUUUCUAUGAAUAAUAAUAAUAAUCAUCGUAGUAAGGAGCAAUUGAAAAAUGUAACACAUUCAUUGAUUUGUAUGGAGGAGGAUAUUAUGGGUUUAAAAAUGUGUUUAAGUGAAAUUGAAUGGCCAAAAUCAAAUUUAACAAUUACUGAUUGGAAUAGUAUUUGUCAUAAAUGUACAGAAUUAAAAGAACAAAUAAAAUGUAUAAGUGAUUAUAUUAAAAGUGUCACAUGUAAACAAUGUGAAUUAUUGCAAAAUCGAAUACAGAUAAUAAAUGCUGAUCAUACACAUGAAUUGGAGGAAUUGCAAAAAAAUCAGGAACGUGAUUUAAUGGAUAUUAAAGGUGAAUGGGAUAAUCAGAGACAUUCAAUGACAUCGCAAUAUGAAUUAGAAGCGGCGAGUCUUAGGGAGAGAGCGAGAUUAUUGGAAAAUCGUCUCAAUGAAAUGGAUUCAGAACAUUCGGCACAUGUUAAUGAAUUGAGAUCGGCUUAUCAACGUUCAAUGACAACGGAUUUGGAUGCUGACGCUGAAACAAGAAAGAGAUAUAAGGAGGAGAUUAAACAAUUGAGAGCACUUUGUGAAAAGGGAUUGUUGGCUAUGGAAAAUUCACAUCGACGUACAUUGGCUGAAAUGGAGGAGAAACAUAAACAGGAAUUGGAGAGUUUAAGAAUUGAAAAGGAACAGGCUCUAUCGGAAGAGACGCAAGCGACUUUGGCUGCUCUUGAUGCUAUGAGAAAAGCACAUGAACACGAGGUGCAAAAAGAAAUUGCCAAAUUUAAACAGGAAUUUAUAAAACAGGUGCAAGCAAGGGAAGAUAUUGGAAUCCUUCACAAGGAACAUGAGGUUGAAAUGGAAGAAAUAAAACAAGAAAUUUUGUCCCUCUCAUCGAAAUAUUCGUCAAAAUGUGUCGAAUCGGCAGCGCUUGAGGAAAAAGUUGGUACACUAACGAAACAAUUGAAUCAGGCGCAACAACACAUUAAACAAUUGGACGCGCGGAAUAAACAACUUCGAGCACAUUUGGUACUUGAAACAAAUGACACGAGUUUCAAUGAAACAUUACAACUAUUGAGAGGUAGAGAAAAGGAAAUAACUGAACAAAGAGAGGAAAUUCAUCGAUUGCAGCAACAGCUAAAGCAUGGGAACGGCUCUCAUGAAUCAACAUCGAAAUCAUCGCCAUUAAGCUACUUGCCAUCAGUAUAUUCACCACAGAAAAUGAAAUCUAGUCAAGAGAUAGUUCGUGCAAAUAAUGAAGAACAAAAAAAAUUAAACAACGAACGUCAGAGUAAUUCUCUAUUAUCAAUUACAAGAAAAUCAUUAUCGCCUGAUAAAUCAUUUUCUUAUAAAGUUGAGAGAAUAAAAUCCAUUUCAUUGCCAUAUAAAAAUUGUAAUCUUGUGAGGGCAAGUGGUGGCGGUAAUGGUGAUGGUAGUAGCUCUGGCGUCGUUUUGUCACAAGAUAUAAAUGAGAGGGUGACACAAAAAAAUCAAGAAAGAAAUGGUCUCGCUACACCGCUCUGGGACAGUUUAAGAACGAGAAGUGGACUUCCUCAUCAGUAUCAAGGUGGCACAACAACGAUGCGAGUCAACAACACUAGCAUCGAGUGGCAGGAGAACAAGCAAAAUGAAAAGCAGCAACAACAACAACAACAACAAUCGGAGACAUACACCCUCCAUUCCAACAUUGGUAACACAUCCCGCCUCAACACGGAACCCCCAGCUCUCGCCAUUGCAGAGUUGAUGAGGUCUCCUUCGCUGAGAUGGACCGGCAGAAGUUGUCGUAGUCUGCCAACAACACCAACACCGAGCUAUCAUCAUCACCAUCAUCACCAUCAUCAUUCCCUCUACCCUCCACUCCCUGCAGUGGGUAUGGUUGCUGAGAGGAAAAAACGUUUUGAGCUCUAAACAAAUUUGCUAAGAUCGAUAAAGAACCUUUUUUUUUUUUUUUUGUUUUUGAAAAAAAGGGAGCAAAGAAAUUUCAAGAAAUUUUGCAUUUUUCAAAUUUUUUUCCGAAUUAUUUCAGAAUUAUAAAUUUUGAAUAAUUGUUAUCGCUAUUAUUUUUUUUCUUUUUUGUUGAAAAAAAAACAAAAAUUUUCCAAGAAAAAGAAGAAGAAGAAGCAAAGAAACCUAAAUUGGUGCUGAUCAGGUUGUUAAAAUUUUAAUAUUAUUGAAUUUUUUCCUAUACAUAUAUAUUUCAAGUUAAUUAUUGACUUAAUUAAAAAAAAAGUGUCAAUAAAUAUGAAUUUAUUUACCAUUGUUUUUUUCUCUAAAUCUAGAAAUUUUAUUGUCAAAAUAAUGCGGCAAUUGAAUUAUUAAAAAAAAAAAAAAUUUACUUCCAGUUAUUUUUUAAAUUACAUUUUAGCCGAUUUCACUUAUUAUAAUUUUUUCAAUUAUAUUUUGCCGAUAAAAAAUUUCACUGAUUUUGGAUUUAGAGAACAAAAUGGAAAUAAAAGAAAUAAUAAAUCAAUGGAAUUCAAGAUAAAUUUGUUAUAUUGUUAAGUUUGAAUAUUCAUAUUCGAAGAAUAUUGAAAAUCAAUAUUAUUUAUCGCAGCCAUUUUUGUCAGAAUCUUAUAUAUAUUUGUAUUGUUUUUUACAAAGUCUUCUCUUAUUGGAUAUGUUUAUAUAUUGUAAACAUAAUCUAAUGGAAACUAGCGGCUUAUUUUGUAAUAUAUAAUAUAUACAGAGAGAGAGAGAGAGAAACGAUUGUCACGAUAGAAGUUUUAAUAAAACUUCGUUAGAAUUUUGGGCAAAAAAAAAAUGGAAAUUAUCACACAAAACCCAAGCAAAAUACCAAACAGUGUGCAAUCUUUACUUAUUUUUUUCGGUACGUAUAAUUUUUUUUUUUUUUUUUUUGGGCAUUAUUUAUAUUAUAUAAAUAUAUAUAUAUAUAUACAAUAUAUUAUUGGCCUCUUCUUCACUGAUGAAAUUUUCGUAAAUUUUUUUUUUUUUUAAUUCCGUCAAUUGUAUGUACAAUCAUCAAGUAAAGAAGAGGCAGGAAACGAGUCAUGUACACAAGUUUAUUUCUGUCUGUAAAGUCUUCUUUUUUCUGUUUUAUUAUUUUUUUUUUUAAUUAUAAUUUUAUUAAAUUAUAAUUUUUAAUUAUAAUUUAAUUAUAUUUGUACCACAAAACUUGUUUAUAUAAAUGUGGAAUAUGAUUUUUUUUAAUUUUAAAUGGGGGCUCUUUUUUUUAAGGAUAUUCUUAGAAAGUAUGAGAUUUUAUUUUUAAGUCUCAUUUCUUUUGUUAAAAAAAAAAAAUACUAUUAUAUUCUUGUUUUUGAAUGGCACUAUUGUUGUGUAUAGAUUGUGCACAUUUGCUGUGUAUCAUUUUUUGAAAUUUUUGUAUUAUUAUAUAAUUUUUUUUCCAUUUUUCAUUAUGUAUAUUUUUUUUCUUUAUAAGAUUUGUAUUUAAUCCAUUUUGAAUGUUAAUAAUGUAUAGUUUAUUAUAUUUUAUUUAGAUUAAGUAUAAAUAGCCCAAAUUAACCCCCUUCCCCCUUAUAUUGAAUAAAUUGUUUAUAUAUAAAUAAGUAAAUAAAUAUAUUAUAUUAUUGAUAUAUUGUAUUCUACAUUAUAUAUAUAUUAUUGCGACUCGUUCCCAGUGGCGACUUUAAGAAUCAUUACUUAUUAUGUAGAGUAAUUGCUCAGGAUUGUUUAACGUUUAUAAUAUAUUAUGAUCAUAAUAUUGCAUUUGUAUUAUAAUUUAUAACACGUUUGAAAUAAAAUUCAGUAACCUUUUA